AGAGGCAGGCUGAGCGUUCACGGCCCGGGCGUAGGUAGAUCACCGGACAAAUCCAGAUCGAGAGGAACUGUGAGGAAACAGAGAGGGAGAUUUCACACAGAGGAGAGAAGCGUGUGUUUGCAGCGGAGCAUUGUGGGACUGUUUGGGGGCAACAGGAGCCGGCGGUGGACAGGUGGAGGACGGCCGCCGAGCCUGAGGGGAGGCUGUGAAAAGGGGAAAGGUGCCAAGUGAUGGAGCUUGAGGCAACAAGCAGGAGGACCCAACUAGUCAGAAUGGAGGACCAGGACAGAGUGAGCCAGAGUUCCAGCGUCGCCACCAUCUCCUAUUUUCCAGUCAGACAGGAAAGCGAUGGAAAGGUGCAAGCCUUUGGGAAAAGAUGCCAGGCCGCCAAGAGAGACCCAAACUGUCCUGUAGUUAUUCGAGGAUGGCUCAACAAAAAAGAUAGCUCUGGUUUGAAGCUCUGGAAGAGACGAUGGUUUGUCCUCUCCAACUACUGUCUGUUCUACUAUAAAGACAGCAGAGAAGAAUUGGUGCUCGGCAGCAUCCCACUCCCCAGCUACAAAAUCCUGUUCUGCACGCCGCGAGAAUGCAAGAACAGAAAGUUCACCUUCAAGGUGGUGCACCAGGGAAUGCGUUCUUAUUUCUUCAGCGCCGACACUCAGGAGGACAUGUUGGGUUGGGUCCGAGCCCUCAGCCAGUCAGCGUCGAUGGAUGGAGACAGCUACAUGAACAGGCGCUGCUCAAGUUAUCAGGAUUUCACACAGAUAGGUGGCAGCAGUGAAUCGGUGGACUUCCCCAAAUCCCCCUCAGAUGGAGAGGGUCCCUCCCAAAAGCACAGGCACGUCAGCAGGACUGUGAGCGAACCGAGUCAGCUCAGCGGCGGGAGAAUGGGGACGUCGCACUCACAGCAGAGGGGGAGGCGGCGUGUGCGUCACAGAAACAGCAGCCCGUCGAACACAUCACCCAGUCCCCCUGAAUUCAGCAGGAGAAGAGCCUGUGCUGCACAUCAAGAGGAGGAUUCUUUCCUGGGGCUAAACACACCACCCACGGAGACGAUGGGAACAGGCUCCCUGACCUCCAGAGGUCAGCUGGGGUCACGACCCCACACGCCGGUGGGAAGGGUCGACAUUCGACCAUACGAUGAGCUGGUCAUGCCGCCACAGACCCUGUACUACGCACCUUCCUCUCCUAAUCUGGAGUUCAAGUCCACUCCUACUACUCCAGUGACAGAGAGGUGGCAGAGCAAGCCCACACCUACCUAUGGUUCAGUUCAUCACAUGCCGGGUGGAAGGAGGCCGUUAGGAAAGAGCUACUCCACGGGGGCUAACGCAGACUUACUGCCCCCUUUGCCCCCGUCGUCCAGGGCCGCACACGCCCCCCACCCACCACACCAGCACCACCACCAUCACCACCACCACCGCAACCAUUUGUCUGUCUGUGUGCUGCCGCCGGCUACGGCCCAGAAGCCUGACCCGAGGGAAGCUGCACCAAUCAGACCUCUGGAAAGUGAUGCAGAUGCUCUGUUGACAAGGUUGUGCGGGUGUGAUAAGCUGCUUCAAUCGCUGUCUAUAGAACUGUCCCAGCUACAAAUGGAUAAGGACAGUGUCCACUGUGCAUUGGAGGUGUCCAGGCUGCAGCUGGAUGAGUGGCAGAGUCAGGGGCCAAGUGCCCAGGAGGAGGCGCUCAUCCAGAAGGCUUUGCUCCAGGAAGACCUGGUUACCAUCCGGGCCAGAAUGUGUGACGCAUCAUUGGAAAUCGAGAGGGUGUGGAGUCAAUAUGAGCGAAUGGAAAGCGAACUGUCUGUGCUACGCUCGCACCUUCAGCACAUCUGUACCUUUGGAAUGCCACAGGAGCAGUCUCAGGCUCAGAGAGAGCUGUGGAUGAUGGAGGACAUCCUCGCCGGACUGAAGGUCAACAGGGAUCAUUUCCGCUUCAUGUUGGGGCUCCAGAGGCACCACGUGUUCCAGCCAGCUGCCCCACAUCCUGGAUCCCCUGGCUCACCCACAAAGAGGCAGCAGAGUGGACUGCCAAUGGAUGAGGAACAGGAGCCACCUGCCCGUCCAGCAUUACCCCAGGAGCUACAGGAGAGCCAACAGAGCAGGGACCAGGGCCAUGACUACACAGAGUCACUAUAUGAGGGAAUCUACAGCCACACUGUUGAGCCUGCCCAUAGAAGAGGGAACCGCCGGCCUGACCUCCUUAUUGUGAAAGCACAGAGAGACAAAUCUGAAUCCCAGUCUGGUUCAAAGUGGAACCCAGCAGACAGCCAAUCAAGCAAGAAGGCGAAGAUGAGUGAAGAGGAGCAGAUAGAGAGGAUGAAGAGAAAUCAGCAGAGGAUGACUAAUAGGAAGAAACCUCCCAUGUCCCCUAUGGGCACCCAGAGUCAAGGUUCAGACCCACGAGAGGAGGCUCCCUUUCCUUUGAGGGUGACACGAGUUGUAACAGCCGUACUGCCGUCCUCUCUUGUGGCCCGGCGGGUUUCAGUCGAGGAUCCCCCCGCUGAGCUCGACAAUCCACUGCCCGAGCAGAUCCCACCAGAGCUGCAGCAGAGGCCGGCUGAGCACAGACAAAAAUUGUUGAAUAAGCCACCUCGGCGUCUGCUGCCAGAGAGCCCAGAUCAAAACCGGUACUCGGUGGAAAUGCACCGGGAUCAGCCUGUUACAAAGACAAGCAGACAGCAGCAUCCGGGAGCGCUGAGGUCUAACAAGACAGAGUCCCGGCCAGAAGCCAGCAGAGCAGAGUGUUCAAGGAAUCCAGCUCGAGACCAUGCAGGGUUAGGAAAUGAGAGUGUUGGCCUGGAAGUUAUGGAGGAAGAACGACCCUCUGCCCUCUUGACCCCUGACAUGGACUCUGACCUCUGUCUGACCCCUGAGCAGAGAGAGGCCAAACUCCGACGUGUGGAACGGAUACGGGAGAGAGUCGUACGGAGCGCAGUCAGAGAGAGUGCUACAACACACAGCCAACUACCAAUCAGGGUCAAGGGGCAGGAAGUCCACCAGGUGCCUCCUGACACGGAUAGGAAACAAAGAAUAAAAUCAGAUCAUGAAAUCCAACCAUCCUACGAUGGCUAUGGAAACUGUGUGGACGACACGAGAAGUCCUGCAGAGCUUCAGCUUUCUAGUGGAACAUCUCAGGAUGAAGACGAAAGAGAUGUGAAAAAAUGUAAGAGUCAAAUCAAGAUUGGGGACAAAACACAACGCAAACAUCAAAGUGGAAGAACAGGGUUUGCCAAAACUAAAAUCAAACGUCCAGCCUCGCCGUAUCAUAUCACGUCUAUGACCGUAUACCAAAAAGAUCGAGGCCUGGGAUUUAUGAGCUGCAAGGUCGACGAGGAGGAAAAGCUCGAAGAAACUGCCGACGAGGAUAAUGAAAGCAACUUUUCAUCUUCUGAUCUGAGAGCCAAGUGGUUUCUGUCCACCAGCCAGUGGCAGGGGUUCACACCUCUGCACAACCAUGGCAUAGACUCGCUGUGCACUGAGGAAGCAACAGACAUCGAGCAACAAGCAGCGAGCACUGACUACAUCACUGAUUCCACUGAGAUGUCGCCUGCAGUUUCUGAGAGCUUAGAGAAAAUGAAAGAGAACCAUUCGCUCUUCUAUAAGAUUGCAUGCGACAUCAGUAUCUCAGACACUGACAUAACAAAGAAUGACGGGAACACCAACGCCCUGAUUUCAUGUCAGCCAGAGGAGGAAGAAGAACUGUUGAUCACUGAAUCUGAGGAACUGACCAGUGAUGCUGAGAGAUUUCAUAACCAAGGCAGCAUCCUCUUAACUGAUCAACUCCAGGAUCCGACAGUGGAAACCAACGACGAAGCAACGCUUGACACCUCGGAAAAGGUCCAAGAAAAAAAGCAUGAAGACAGUUCAGGAGAAGACACAGAGUUGAAAGUGAAAGUCAAUACCCAUGAAGCUUCUGCUCCGGAUUCUGAUUCUCACAGGCUCCUGGACGAAUGUGCAAAGGAAAGACAUGACAGCUGGACCAAAGAGUCGUGCGAUAGGAAGGUGGACCAAGAGGGAUCUGAGGAGUUGAGGAAACCAAGAAGUUUAAGCGAGGAGAGCAAAGAGACGGUUCGAGAACUAGGCGACAACUCCAUGUAUAAGGGCAGAGGCCUCAUUCGGAGCGCCUCUUUUGGGAAGGCGAGGGUAACGGUAUUAAGGACAAGUUUGUAGGAGCGAGAAUGGCGACGGCUUAGGGAGCUUAAACGAGCAAAUUUGGGAAGGACAAGAACACAGCUAAGUGUUUUAUGGUUGAGGGAAAUAUCCGAGGGGGGAAGGACUGGACCUUACUUUGAGUUGAAAGUGGUAAAAUGGGAACAUAUAAUAUCCGAAAUGGACAUGACCUUUGGUAAACUUGAACAUUUCAGUUAAUCUUAACAUGUGAGUGAUUGGAAACAGAUAUAGGAAAAACAGACUUUUUUUUUAAAAUGUAUACGAGCGUAGCGACGUUCUUGCAGUUGGUAAACACCAAAUAUCGCACGGUUGCAGUCAAAGACGUUGCCCGGAACUUGAGUCUAAUACUUUCAUUCCUCUUUGAAUAUGGUGGCUUCUUAUGGACGGCAACAUAACCCUGUUAACGACACCCACUAAAUGUGUUUUGUAUCUCAAAUAAAUUAUUAAUAAAGAUUCUGUGUGCUAC
Molecule: messenger RNA, 4635 nt
Organism: Platichthys flesus (European flounder)
Lineage: Eukaryota; Metazoa; Chordata; Actinopteri; Pleuronectiformes; Pleuronectidae
Gene: plekha4
Product: pleckstrin homology domain-containing family A member 4
Exons: 24
Coding region: 231-4169 (1312 amino acids)
Source: RefSeq, a predicted model, not a curated record